AAAUUGAAAGAAAAUAAAGAAAAAAAAACUAACGAUUGACAGAAAGGACACACAUUCGUCCUGGUGUACCUUUUUUUGUAUCGAGUUCCUUAUAUAGCCUCUUUUCUUUCACAAUAUAUUUCAAAAAUUUAUUUAUUCGCAAAAAACUUCUUCAAUGGGUUAAGUGCGCUAAGGGUUACGUAAAAUAUAUACGAAAGGAUUUCGCUUAUUAAGGACAUUUUUUUGCAAAUCGGAUUUAUGGAAUUAUACCCAAAGGAUUCGAGUCAAGUCGAUUUAUGUAUUACUUUUUCACACAAUUUAAGGAUAACCAACCACAAAAAAAACAACAAAAAAAACUAAGGAGUAAUUUUGGAAAGAAGAAAAAGUAUCCUUAAUUGACUGAUGGUUCUGAUGUUGAUGAUCACUUUUCCGUUUAUAUGAAUCCGUUGAUGUUGUUUGGUGAAGCAGAAAAACCUACCGAGACUUUGACGGCCUUCAAUGUCCACACAAAAGCCAAUUUAUCAUAAAACAAACAACACAGAACAACAAACUUUUGGAGAACUACAAUCUGAGUUAAUUAAUAAUUAAGUUACAUCAUAAUUAUUUUUGUAUUAUGUGUUCAAGUGUGAUGAAAAGGACGACCGCGAUCCCAAAACUGGAGACUACAACAACAAAAAAAUCAAGGACUACGACAACGUUAACAACAACAAAAAAAUGUACAAAACCAAAUUGCUACUACUCGAUGAUGAUGAUGAUGAUGCACUGAUGAUUGUGAUGCUGGAUGCCUGUUUUUAUAUUAAGGCUCUGCCCUCGGUAUGACACAAGAUAUUAUGUCCUUCAUGCAGACGACAGUCACCAUCGCUGAUACACUUGCCGCAGUCCUGAACUCUAGCAGUAACGCCAUCAGUAGUAGUAGUAGUAGUAGCACAUCUUCAAUAUUGGACUAUCAGCUGAAUACGAGCAGCAGCACAAUUCAGGGUAUCCUUUUGGCGAAUGUAACCGGCGGCGGCAUCGUGGUGCAGGAUUCAGAGAAUAGUGAAAGUGAGAGUGGCAGUGGGAGCGAUGUGGGGCUUAUUAUUCCCAGUGCGGCAACAGGAGGAGACGAAGACGAAUUAGUUGUCGUCCGUGAGAAUUGGAUCGAAUUAUCUUUAUUUCUAAUUAAAGCGUUCAUCUUUUCAACGAUUAUAAUCGCUGCAGUUCUGGGAAAUGCUCUUGUCAUAAUAUCAGUACAGCGCAAUCGGAAAUUAAGAGUUAUCACAAACUACUUUGUUGUGUCGCUAGCAAUGGCCGAUAUGCUAGUCGCACUGUGUGCAAUGACCUUUAAUGCAUCCCUAGAGCUAUCCGGUGGCAAAUGGCUGUUUGGACCGUUCAUGUGCAAUGUUUACAAUAGCCUGGAUGUGUACUUUUCUACCGCUAGCAUCCUGCAUCUAUGUUGUAUAUCAGUCGACAGAUACUAUGCAAUAGUCCGUCCUUUGGAAUACCCAUUGAACAUGACCCACAAGACAGUUUGCUUUAUGCUGGCUAACGUGUGGGUCCUGCCCGCACUGAUAUCCUUUACACCGAUAUUCUUGGGAUGGUAUACGACGAAAGAUCAUUUAGAGGAAAUGGCAAAAAAUCCGCAUGCCUGUUCGUUUGUAGUGAAUAAGGCUUAUGCCCUGAUAUCGAGCUCUGUGAGUUUUUGGAUUCCCGGUAUAGUAAUGGUCACCAUGUAUUGGAGAAUCUACAAGGAAGCAGUACGCCAACGAAAAGCUUUGAGUCGGACAAGUUCGAAUAUUCUGUUAAAUAGUGUACACAUGGGGCAUACACAGCACGCAAUCGGGAGCCAUCACAUGAACUACAUGCAUCCGAGUGAGUGCGAACUGAAUUUAGCCAGAGAGGAAACGCACAGCGCCAUAAGCAAUUUGGAGGAACUUCCUUCACCAAGUGAAAACGGAAAAGAAGACUGCGACGAACUUCGUGUACCAUCGCCACCACAACGACGACUUAGCCGAAGUAGUAUCGAUUUACGUGAUUUAGAACAGGAACGUUUCGAAAAAGUCACACACACCGAUAGUGCACCCUCGAUGAUAGCUCUGCAUUAUCAACAAUUGCAAUUGCAACAUCAAAAACAACAACAACAAAACCAAAACCAACAAUCUGAAGAUCAAACUCCAACGAAAUGGACCCAAUUCUUACAACCUAAUUCUUCCAAUUUGGCACCCAGUUCUGCCAAUCAUAGUGAAAGUUCAUUCAAUCGAAUAGAUACCACUUUUUAUGACAGAGUUAUGAGUGAAAAAGAAAAAGGAUUACACCUAAUCGGAGUACAAUCGAAAGAUGAAAUCAAUGAAUUCUAUUCGAGCAUUAAAAAUCUACGGAAAUAUCAGCAAAGUGUUGUGCCCAUCGAGGAGGACAACCAACAGCUGAAACGAUUUAUUGAAGAUAACUUUUUCUACUUCAAACAACAAAUCGAUAAAUCCAGCGAUAGCCCUCCAACAAUCUCUGCCAUGAAGCCCCCAAUUAAGUGUUCAGCUGUAAGCGAAAGUGAUUUCAUCAAAAUGAAGAGCGGUCAAGUUGCUAGUUUAUCACCGAGUGAUAUUCAACAAAUGACUCAGAAGCAACGAAAACUUUUUGCCGUUAGUGAUUCGGAAUUUAUUUUCUCUUUCAAUGGGAAACCAAUGAAGAAGAUAUCUUUGAAGAGCGAAAAGGGUGUGCUGAAGAAUCUUCUGUCGAAAACUAAACGCACAAAUGAUUACUUAUCGCUGGAGAAGAAGUGUGAUAAGUCCGAGGAGGAAAUCAGUUGUAGUCGGUCUAGUUUUUUCAGGAAAGCCCGCAACCGAAAACUCUCGCAUUCCUACAAUGGAGUUGGAAAAGCUGUGGGACACCGUCAGAGAAAUCCUAGUGACACUGAUGACUCUGAUGGUGUUAUUUAUCUCCCACGAAUGCUUAGCGAAGGACAUGAAGUUGAGGGCCCUAAGCCUGCAACUACUACCACCACACCCGAUAUCCUUCUGGACCUUCACAAUCUGGGCACUGAUGAUCGAAAUGAACCUGCAGCUAUUAACAGUGUGGAAGAAUUGAUCAACUUCAGUUCGGAAACAACACCACAACGCAAUAUUUACUGCAGUAGCAGCAGUUGCAAUAAUAAUAAUAACAGGGAAACGUCACCAUUGAUGUCGCCUUUACAUCCAGGGACACCCCCACCAUCUUUGACGGCAUCAAUUAUCGAUUCGGACAAUCUAUUCCUCGACACCGAAACUCCCCCGACAACUUGUGAUAAAACCAACCAAAUCUCGGACAGCGAUGAUCUCGAGGAAAUCUUCCGUUCCAUGGGAUCACCGCUCUCCGAUCAGGGUGAAAUCUAUUCGAGCAGUUUUAUGCUGAGCAGUGAUAAUAUUCGACAGCGAUUAAGUACGCUUAGCGAUCAAUUGCCACCAAAUAGAUUUGUUAUUUCACCGCCAACAACACCGAAUUCGGUGAAAAAUCUUCCCGAGCUUAUCGAACAACCUUUGAGUCCUCAAAAUGUCUACUUUUUGUCACCACUUAAUACGGGUUUCUCAUCGAAUACAAACCAAAUUGUCAGUGAUUCAUCAACGAUAUCGCUGGAUGUGGUUACCACACUGCCAGCUCAGCAGCAUAUUUCGACAAAGCCAGAAAUUAUCUUGGAUUCGACUUUAUCGCCAACGUCAGUUAAGAGCGGUGAAAUAUCAGUUGAUGAGAAAGACUUUACAUCACCGUUGCGAGAUAGGCGUGGAGAAGAAAAGCAUAGCUUCUAUUUGGAUGGUAUUCAGAAUGUGCGGAAACGUCAGGCAUCGGUGGUGACUUAUGAUGUAAAUGUGAUAAACUUUACCCAAGACGGUAGUGAUAGCCGUAGUUACAUACCAAUGGGGCGUGUGUCAACGAGUUCAGCAACUCCAAACUAUCAAUCAAAGUCGUCUUUGAAAAGACGCGGUGGCAUAUGCAUUGUUGUAGAUGGAGAUGAACUUGAUGAUGUAGACGAGUCCACUGACACGGCCAUAGAUAGUUUAAAUCAAAAUGCUCCUGCCAAAAAUAGACUUCAACGUUUUGUCACUGGUAGUACAAAAAAGCACAAAAAGAAGACUAAAGCAAAACAUUUCAAAGCGAAAUGCACAUGCUCUUCUCGAACCUCUUCUGAUGAGGUUCAAGGCAAUGAGCAGUCGAAAAAACGGAAAAUGUUUUGGCAUAAGAACCGUUGGCAACACAGGCGUCGGGAGGCUCACAGCGCCGGAUGUCAAUGUGAUGCUAGUGGUGGUUCUGUUCGACCAGGAAAAGGCUGGAGAGCAGAACACAAAGCUGCUAGAACUCUUGGAAUCAUAAUGGGUGUAUUCCUCUUAUGUUGGCUUCCAUUUUUCCUAUGGUACGUUAUUACCUCACUGUGUGGACAAGCGUGCCCUUGUCCUGAUAUCGUUGUUGCGGUCUUAUUUUGGAUUGGUUAUUUCAACUCAACCCUAAAUCCCCUCAUUUAUGCCUACUUCAAUCGAGACUUUAGAGAGGCUUUUCGCAAUACAUUGGAAUGUGUUUUGCCGUGUAUUCAAAAAAGGAAUCCAUACAAUGCAUACUACGUAUAGCAUAGCUAUUAAAUUUAAUUUGUUUAAAAAAAAAAAAAUACUACAAGAAAUUAAUGCACAAAUUUUAUAUCACAAGUCACAAGAUAUAUUUGGACUUAAAAAAAAAAAGAAGAGAGAAAGAGAGAGUGGCUAUAAGAAGGUAUUAUACAAAAAAAAAAAAAAAAAACUUUCCAAAUGAUUUUCAUUUUGAAAUCAAAUUCCAGAUUUUUGAGUAAGCAUGUUUGAUAAGAAUUUUUAUGGUUAGAUGAGUAAGAACUUCUUUAAGGUUUUAGAAAAAAGAUAAUUUUUGUUAGAAUUAAAAAUUGAAAUGGUUUAAGGAAUAUAAAACAUAUUAUAUUUAGUAAUGUACAUGAAGAGUGAGAAAAAGCAUAUAUAUAUAUUUUUUGUUUUAA
Episyrphus balteatus (marmalade hoverfly) is the source of this 4936-nucleotide messenger RNA. Its product is annotated as octopamine receptor beta-3R-like. The coding region runs from base 795 to 4544 and encodes 1249 amino acids. The transcript is spliced from 11 exons. Gene Ontology annotation, molecular function: octopamine receptor activity. NCBI's taxonomy places the organism in Eukaryota, Metazoa, Arthropoda, Insecta, Diptera, Syrphidae. Gene Ontology annotation, cellular component: membrane. Gene Ontology annotation, biological process: adenylate cyclase-activating adrenergic receptor signaling pathway. The record is from RefSeq and is a predicted model, not a curated record.